Messenger RNA from Seriola dumerili (greater amberjack), 1353 nucleotides. RefSeq names its product RNA binding motif protein 18 (gene rbm18). The coding region runs from base 274 to 894 and encodes 206 amino acids. The transcript has 7 exons. The record is from RefSeq and is a predicted model, not a curated record. Gene Ontology annotation, molecular function: RNA binding. NCBI's taxonomy places the organism in Eukaryota, Metazoa, Chordata, Actinopteri, Carangiformes, Carangidae.
CCACUCGACUCUCCAUAGAGCUAAACAAACUACGACAUCACCGCGCGCCUUUGUUGUCAGACGGCGACUGUUAAUUUUCGAGCUAGCUAAACUCGUCCGUUUUACAGGAGGAAAACGUAAAAGAAAAAAUGUUUAAAAUGAUUAGUGUUACGUUUUGACGUAGCAGAAUCAUCCCGAAAGUGGGAUCAGUAGCAGAUUGAGUCGAAGAAGUCAGUUGCUAUAAGAGGAAGUUUGACAGAACGAGCAGGGUUUUGCAGGAACAACCUGCUUUUGAUGACCCUAAGACACAUGUCGUCUGCAGCAGAGACGGUGGAAAAUGCCUCCAUUAUUUCAGAGAGUGUGGCGCAUGACGGAAACCGCUUGUGGAUAGGCAACAUCGAUCCCAAAAUCACAGAGUAUCACCUGGUGAAGUUGUUGGAGAAGUUUGGCAAAGUAAAACAGUUUGAUUUCCUGUUCCAUAAGUCUGGGCCUUUAGAGGGACAGCCACGGGGCUACUGCUUUGUCAACUUCAGCACCAGAGAGGAGGCAGAAAGGGCGAUCCAGUGUUUAAAUGGGAAGCUAGCUUUGUCCAAGAAGCUGGUCGUGCGCUGGGCGCACGCACAGGUGAGGAGGUUUGAAGGUUUCCGUAACGAUAAGACGAUGCCCCCGAGCCUGGAACCGUCGUGCAGUGGUGCAGCAGAGGAAGGACCCGUAACAGCCAAUCACCUCAGUACGAGUGCUAAAAUCCGCGCCAUCGAGGCCAAGCUCCAGAUGAUGGAGGAGAAUCCAGAUGAUGACUACUCGGGCCCGUCGGCCUACGUUUACAACAAACCGCCAGAGAGGAAACGCUGGGAGCCCUACUCUAAAUCACACCACAAUAACCAGAGCAGGCCCUUCCGCAAGUUUAGGAGAUGACCCCAUCCUCCUGCUCAAUCUGGAGAUCCCCCGCAACCCCCCUUACCAUUUACCACACCUCUGCCCCCCCCCUUACACACAAACAGACUCUACACUAGAUACUAUACAGACUUUACACAACCUAUCUGGGAAUAAAAGAUUUUUGAAGUUGUUCAAAAUACUUUCAAGACUCUUUUGGGAUUAAUUACAGCAAUCAUGGACAAGUACCGAAAGUGUUUUAGUUAUUUUGGGGUACAGUAUCAUUCAUUAUUGUUUAGUCUUAAAUAUGGCCCAUACCUGACUCCCGUGCAGGUUGGAUCCCUCAUCAGUCUGCCCCCUCACUUCUACAGAGAUUUAACGCAGGUGAAUCAAACAGCGGUGAGUCAUGUUAUGCGCAGUCGCCAUCGGACAAAGAAAUGUUUUAAAGAGUCUAAAUGCUGGUUCUUUUACUGUUUUUGACAUGUGUUUUUACUUUCAGAU